AAUUUGCCUAUUUAUAUUUAUUGUAAAAUUAAUAGAUUAAAGUAAUAAUCUUAAAUUUGUUUGAAUAAUCAUUCAACAGUUUAUAGUCAACGUGAAUCAUUUGAUUUUUUUCAUAACUCUCUUUAGUGAAUUAUUCUACCAUCAAAGAAUUCAAUUUUCUGUUAUUUUUUUCCUAUCUUUUUAUUCUUUGGUUCGAACAGUUUACUACAACAAAAUAAGUAAACAAACGUUUAAAAAACAGUGAGAUUGGUGAUAAAUCCACACUUAUACAUUUAUACACCAUAAUCAUUUACUCGCUAAUUUAACUAAAUUUUGAUACUCAUCUAAUUUUUUCAUUUAUAAUUUUUGAUUUCAUCUUACGGGAUUCCACUUUUUUGACUAUAUGAUUGAUCUGGUCUGGUUUAUAUCCUAAAUUUUCACCUUUAAUCCAAUUAUUUCAGGUUUUAAUUUAUUGUAUUUUUUUGGAUACAACAUUGAGUUCAUUUAACACUAUUAUACAGCAACAGUUGAACAGACGCAAAUAGGAAGUUUUUGUUAUUUAACCAGGACUAAACGGCUUCAAAUACCAUUCAACGGUUUUUUUCUUGAUUAAAAAUGGUGGUAAUAUGUAAAGAAGAUGUUUUUGACUGGUUUAAGAAACUCUCUGGUGGGAAACGAAUAGAGCUGAUGUGUGGUCUCCUUAACCUUUGUAUACCCUUGGAAUGGAGAUUCUUUGCUACUUUUCUCGAACAAGCUGCUAAAAGAGAUUACAAUUCGCUUAAAGAAGCAGAAAUCAAAGCAAAUUCAUUAGAAGAACUAGAAAAACUCACCCAAUUAGAUUGGCUCGCUGCUGAUAUAGGACCUCAGCCAGAUGAUCACCAUCAUGUUGGUGAUGUAACUAAUGGUCAAUCUAUGAAUAUUAAUACUGGCGGAAUCUGUAAUGGUAACGUGAAUCAAUCUAUUCCAAUGAAUGGUGGAAGUGUAUCGAUUCAUAACAAUGACACAAAUUCAAUGGACAAACAUUUGAGCUCUGUUCGAUCAAAGAUUGUUGUAUAUCUGUGCUUAUUGAAUUCAACAAAUCGCGUUUGUGCCACUUUAGUGUACAAGGCUUUCCGAAGUCAACUUUGCCUUGAAAAUAUUUCUCGCCAUCUAUUUGGAUCUGUAAUGGACUCAUCGACGGCAAAUAGUUAUACAAAUGGGACUCAGACACCUUCCUGUACUCUUAAUUCAGUUUCUGGUAAAUCAGGAACUGGUGCUAAAGAGUCACCAACUAUACAUCACAAUAUAAAAUGUCAAUCCAAUGAACUUGGCUAUUCUCAUCUUGUAUUGGAUAAUAAAUUCUAUUCAGAGAUUGUUUUACUCCAUACGUUAGCUAUACAUCAUCCAGCUUUCACGUUUGAUCAACAAACUCUUCUCAGCGAACAGCUACAAAAAGUCCAACAAUGGAUGGAUGCUGUUAUGUUUGCUGCGGCAGCCACUGCCUCAGCUAAUUCUCUCUCCUCUUCCUCGACUCCUCCCAAUAUCCCGGUUGUGCCACCAACAACAUCCAUUACAGAUUUAAAUCAAUCUCAACUUGUCAAUUUAACUAGUAAACUAUCUCUUAAAUCAACCCUAAGUGAUCACAAAACAAGCUGUAUACCCUUACCUAGUGAAACACAAAAAACAUUACCAGCUCCUCCUCCCCCUCCUACUCUUACCACAACAACCACAACAAUAAUUGAAUCAUCUGCUAUUAAAGGCCAUUCACCGACCCCAGUAAUAGCCACAACAAGUUGCCAAAGCUGUUCUUACAAAUGCACAUGUAAUUUUAGUAACAAUAAUUCACUAGCCACUACACCUUCAUCCACACCGCCGCCAACCGCACUAUCUGGUCAACAUCCUAUUAAUCAUGUCGGUUCUGGGCAAUCGACAGUCUCUGCUCAACCAACAACUAUGUCAACAUCUCCUAUGCAUCCUUAUUGGUUCUAUUUUCCCCCUCCUCCCAUACCUACUCAAGCUCCUCUCAUUAAUGGUUACACUUCACCAGCUCAAGCAACAGAACAAUUAUUUAAUUAUUAUUACGCUGUAGCCAUGGCCGCUGCAGCAUCAACGUUCGGUAAUUCAGCAGCCUCUACAACACCCUAUUGGCCACAUUUUCAAGCUCCUAAUGGCCCAAUAACCGCAAGUCCUUUCACUGGAAUGCCAACACCUAUUACGACUGGGGUUAAUUCACUAGUUGCGGCAGCGGCAACAUUCCAGACUGCCAAAUCCUCUGUAGUUAGCUGUUAUAAUUGUGGUGCUUAUGGUCAUCAUGGAAAUGAAUGUAAACAAACAAAUUUUGACGAACAAAUGAUACGAAAUUGAGGUCACGAUUAAUCUAGUCAUAAGGAAGAAAUAACCAAAUAGCAAAUUUUUUGUUGGUCGAUUACCGUGUUAAGUCCAGUUGAUGGUUUAAGUGUCUACGAUUGGAAUCUAAAAUGUACCUGCUCUUCUCUCAUAUUUACAAAAGUGACAUUACACUUUCUCUAUCGUUUUCUCCCAAAGUUGCCAAUUUGUCAUUUAUACGAAUGUGUUUUUUUCAAGAGAAAUUUUUACUAGCCGAAAUUUAUUCGAAUAGUUGAUGAAUCGACUCAUUGAAUUUACAAUUAUUACAGAUGUACUCUGAUAAGAAAAAACAAGCAAGCUUCUCCCCUGUAAUUGUGCAAUUCCUUACCCAAGCUUGCGAGUGAAAGUUAGUCCUUAUCAUCAUAUCUAAAUUACAUCAACAUUGAUACCACCACCGCCGUCGUCAUUAAUGUCACCAUCCAUUAUCAACACAUUCACAAGUCCAUUUAAUUUUGAAGAGACCAGAGCAAAAGGAAAUCAUCAUGCACUUAUACCUGAUCAACUUUGUUUUCUGAAGAUGCCCCUUCAACUGCUUACUCUUCAUUCUUCAUCCUCUCAAUAACUAAAACUAUAUCGACAAUGUUCAGUUAAUUUUUGUUUUCAAUUUUAAUUCAGUUUGUUCAUUUUAUCUUUAAAAAAGAACCUUUUCUCGUAUUAACCUUUAA
Messenger RNA from Tetranychus urticae (two-spotted spider mite), 3008 nucleotides. RefSeq lists its product as uncharacterized. The record is from RefSeq and is a predicted model, not a curated record. Gene Ontology annotation, molecular function: nucleic acid binding; zinc ion binding. NCBI's taxonomy places the organism in Eukaryota, Metazoa, Arthropoda, Arachnida, Trombidiformes, Tetranychidae.